Molecule: messenger RNA, 1221 nt
Organism: Cladophialophora bantiana CBS 173.52
Lineage: Eukaryota; Fungi; Ascomycota; Eurotiomycetes; Chaetothyriales; Herpotrichiellaceae
Exons: 2
Coding region: 1-1221 (406 amino acids)
Source: RefSeq, a predicted model, not a curated record
AUGUGUUACUGGACCAAACCAGAGGAGGUUCUCCUUUGCGAUGUCCUAGACAGCCUCCUUUCUCAGUCAACUUUCUCUACCGUUGCCCAGCUCGCGGCAGAAGUUCGGUUAAAGUUUCAAGAUACAACUGAAGAGGCAGAGUCUGCCUUCACCAAGGAGCAGAUCACGAAUAAAAUUGUGGGUUUGGGCCGCAGCCACGGGCUGAAGCUAGAUAGGCUUCUCCGGAAUUGGGCGGACUACGGGCCAAAAAUGAGAGACUAUUUUGAGGGCGGCAAACGAAAAUCUACAUACCCACAUCAGACCGACAACACGCUGAACGAAGGUUCAACUUUCAAUCUUGAAGACCCUGGAGAGAGUCCUGCCCAGGGUGAUGGCGGCGAAACAUUGCGUCUUUCUCUUUCAAAUGAGGCGGGCCAAACUUCUCAUGCUACGUCGACAUCAAGUUCUCCUUCCGAUAGCAUCUCGGUUGACUUUCGGGACGCCGAAGCCGAAAGAAAACCCCCAGUUCAUUCCAGUCCAAUCGAUCUCGAAGAAUGGGAGUCGCAAUUUCUCCUCCGUCCUCGAGAGCACCGCGGCAGCACGGGCUACGAGCCUCCUCUUCCAAAGCGACAUAUCCAGAACGUCCUGCAAAAAACCAUGCAACAGAUUGACGAAACCUUCGUUCACAUCAUACAGGGCACUAGGAUCGUGACGCCAACUUCGUCAAGGCUGACGGGUGAGCCGCUGAAGCUGACUCGUUUGUUGGUUGAUUCGUCCGCCGAUGGACAGACAGAACGACGCCUGAAGGCUUUGAUCGCCGGGCCUCAUAUGUCCGAACGGGCCCUGUUUCGUGCUUACACUGCUGCGACGAUAUACGAAUGGGCGCUGAAGUCGUUCGACGCCAAACUCACACAUAUCCCCUCGUCCGACUGUGAACAAUGUACAAUUCUCAAUAUCUGCGAGGAUUGUAACCACGAAAUCGCUCGGAGUGUGAGUGUGAAGAGAGUCAACCAAUACAUCGACAAGGUCAUUAGGCUUGCGCUGCCAUCCAGCGCGUCGGAACUUCAGGAGAAGCAUUACAACGUCCUUAUCAGAAUAUCGGCCCCGGCGGUCAGAGAAGGAAAGUCGAUGGCAGGCGAAGGGUUUGAAUUCCAAGAUCGACAACUGCGCGAGUGGCAAGAGCACGUCCAAACCGCUCUCCUCGAGCUGCUGGACACGAGGGCCACCAUGGCCAAGUACUGA